Paracoccidioides brasiliensis Pb18 is the source of this 465-nucleotide messenger RNA. RefSeq lists its product as uncharacterized. The record is from RefSeq and is a predicted model, not a curated record. Gene Ontology annotation, molecular function: structural constituent of ribosome. The transcript has 5 exons. Bases 1 to 465 code for a protein of 154 amino acids. Gene Ontology annotation, cellular component: ribosome; cytosolic large ribosomal subunit. Gene Ontology annotation, biological process: translation.
AUGUCCUACGUAGGCAAAUCUAAUGUGUCGGACGACCUCGUUUGGGAAAUUACCCGCUCCCAGAACUCGUUCCUGGUGAAGUGUGCUGGCGCUCAAUUCUCCCGCGACCCACUUAACUUAGUCAACAAGCACUCGCGAAAGUAUGCCGGAUUCGUGAACUGCAAGGCCAUUGGAAUCCAACCCACUGAGGAGGGAACCAUCGCCGUCACCACCAAAAAACCCGCUACCAUCCACAAGCCCGCCUCCAGUACCACCACUAAUACCUACAGCUCCACCGCUACCAACAGAAAGAUCUACAAGGGCAUCGCCAACACCGCUGCCAAGAGCGGAUAUCGCGCUGAUCUCCGCGCAGAGGCCGUCGGGCGUGCCAGCGCCAUUCGAAUGUCGCAACGCCCGAAGAAAGAGGUUCCGGAGAAGAAGCCUAGAGGUGCCAAGGCGCGGAAGGCUGCUGAGGAGUCCUCCUAG